AUGUUUCUUUCAACGUUAUCAACGAUCACAACUAUAUUACCAGUUUCGUUAUUGAUUGGAAUCGCCAUUCUAUGUGUGUCACUAACCGCAUUCUGCAUUCUAAUCACAUAUUUUGUCGUUGUUAUACAUAGGAGCUAUCCAAUUAGUUCUGAUAAGUCCAUUCUAUUAAGUCAAAUUUUACCAGUUUUAAAAAAGACCUCACGAAAACGGCGUAGAUAUACGUUUGGCAAAUCAAAAACUUCACUUGAACAAAUUAACAACGGUUUUGAUCACCCAUCGACAAGUCACGACGCCGUUGAUCAAUUUUCUUACGACAAAGAAAUUCAGUGUCCAACAACAGAUAUGUUUAGCACAGACAGUUUGACAAUUACCUCACGAUCGCAUGCUUUGUCACAAUCAACCGUCGCAUCGGAGAAUAAAAUCGCUUUUGAGGUAGAAAAUAAAACAACAUUAAUGCAGCUUCAGUCGUCAAAAGAGAAUUUAGCUGAAUUUUUUUUGAACAAUUCAACAUUGAAUAAAAUCAGUCCAUCAAAAAUGCCUAUGUUACCGUGCAUUAAACUUCGUAUGCCCAAUGAUACUUUGGAGUUAUCGAGAAUAACUAUCACGAAGGCUCCUCAAUCAUUACACGAUACUUCAAAGCGUUCGAUAAUAAAAGAUAUUGCAAGAAUGGAAGUGGAUGAAAAUAGUAUCACAGUCACAACAUCAGCAGCACCAUCACAAAACGAUGCUCAAACGAGACAAAUACAAAAACAUAGAACACUACCGUUCUCAAUUAAUUCAUGUGACUCUCAAUUCUCGAAAGAUUCAUUAGCCGACUAA
Didymodactylos carnosus is the source of this 819-nucleotide messenger RNA. The record is from the annotation of a GenBank genome assembly. Lineage: Eukaryota; Metazoa; Rotifera; Eurotatoria; Philodinida; Philodinidae.